AACGUCAUAAAUGUUUAAUCACUUUAUCAAUUACCUUCCCGUGAAUUAUUGCUAAACAAACCGAGCUAAGACCAAAUAUGAACUCCGAACUUCAAGAAGCCUUUUCCAAAUUAACCGAAAACGAUUUGGAAGUCUUUGAAGAAGGUCUCAGACUGCUCACCAAAAUCGCCGAAAACAUUCUAAAAAACCCACAUAAUUUGAAACUUCGCUCGUUGAAAAAAUCCAACGCCACCAUUUCCGAAAAAAUUCUAGCCAUUAAAGGAGGAAUAGAAUGUUUAAAAGCCAUGGGUUUCCAAGAGAAAGAUACAGUGUUCGAAAUGGAUGUAGAUAAUCCACUGAAACUCUUAGAAGAAUUCAUAAAGGCCUCCGAGCUAUGGAGAACUAAUAAAAGUACCUCAGCAAAGGUAAAUAAUCAUGUUAAGAUUUCGCAUCCAGACCAUCCAAGUUCUUCGCAAAUAGCCAAUACAUCGACUAGUAACAAGGAGGUGAUUAAAAGAGUAAUUCUACCACCUUUAACACUGACGUAUACGAAUCCGUUUCUAAUGUCUCUAGAGAGGAACUCCCACAGUGCCUUGCAAUAUGAAGACAAACAUCUCCAGGACCGAGCGAAGAAGCUCAUUCCUGUUGCAAUUAUGGAAGAAAACGCCCAACGAAGGUUGCGACUCAUUCAAACGCACAUCAAAAAAAGCAAACUAGACGACCCCGAGAUAUCCAUCCAAGACAUGCUCAUCCUGGAACUCCUCCGCUGGUUCAAACAGGACUUUUUCACGUGGGUGGACAGCCCGCCUUGCGAAUCUUGCGGCGACCCCACCGAGUUCUCGCACAUGAGCAACGAUCGCAAGCUAAUGCAGUACACCGAUCGCGUGGAGUUGCAUAGAUGCAAGGAGUGCAAGAAAUUCACGCCGUUCCCGCGCUACAACGACGUCAAUAUCCUAUUGGAGACUCGCCGGGGACGAUGCGGAGAAUGGGCAAAUGCUUUUACGCUUUGUUGUCGAGCCAUGGGAUGGGAUAGCAGAUAUGUGAUCGAUCAAGGGGAUCACGUGUGGACCGAAGUUUAUUCGAUAACCCAACGACGUUGGUUGCAUUGCGAUCCGUGCGAAAACAUCUGCGAUACUCCGUUGGUGUACGAAACGGGAUGGAACAAGAAGAUCUCUUACGUUGUAGCCUAUUCAGGCGAGGAUAUUCAAGAUGUUACUUGGAGGUACACCGGCAAACACAAGGAGGUGCUCAAAAGGAGAACCGCUUGCUCGGAGAAGGAAUUUUUGGACGCGCUCCUUCACAUCAGAAACAAACUACAGAAGAACCUGUCUGCAUCGCGAAGGAAGUAUCUAAUGAGAAGGAACCUGAUGGAGUUGGUGGAAUUCCUAACGGAAAAGACGGCUAAAUCCGAGGAUCGUAAAGGGAGAACGUCGGGGGAGGAGAUGUGGCGAAUAGCCCGCGGUGAAACCGACGAGAAUGGAGUUCAAUCGCAACACGUAUGGAAAAUAAAUCCCGAAGAUUUCGUCGAUAAUUCCGUAAUUAUUCGAUAUUCGGCCGCGUUAAAUAAAUACGAAUAUAUUUCAGGCGGCAGAACGAUACAGGUGUUGAACGGAUGGCAAAACGGAAUUUUCGAGUCGGAUAAAAUUUUCAGGAAGGAAGAAAUCGAUUGGAAAAUGGUGUAUUUAGCGCGAAAUGAGGGUGUUGAAAAGGGUUCCAUAUCGUGGAAGUUUGAUUUGGCUGAUUGUAAAAGAACAUUACAAAACGUCACUGUGCAGAUCGUGCAACAAACCUACGAAACCGGCAACGUCGGCUUGAAAUUGUGCUCCAGUAAUAAUUGCAUAAUACUGCCCAAAGAUACCGAGGCGUUUAGUAUGAACGAUUUUGCCGGUGCUAGCGAAUUGAUUUUAACCGCCACAUUGUCGGGCGGUAAAGGGGACACAGCCUGGCAACACGCUCAAUUAUUUCGGCAAUCUUCGGAGGAUUCGGAUUUCAAUUUUUGCGUGACGUUGACGUUCGAGCAAUGAGGACAUUUAAAUUUGUGUAGAAUAAGUUUUAAAUGUAAUUGCUUUAAAUAUAUUUUGAAUAUAUAAUUGUAUGAAUUGAGAGAUAAUAGAGUCAUUGAAUUGAUGUUUUGACAUUUCAACAA
Molecule: messenger RNA, 2125 nt
Organism: Phyllotreta striolata
Lineage: Eukaryota; Metazoa; Arthropoda; Insecta; Coleoptera; Chrysomelidae
Source: the annotation of a GenBank genome assembly